GCUGAGCGGCAGCUGAGCAUGGAACGCAGCUUGUUGCCACACCCAUUGGACAUCGCCUUGCCAGGCACAGUACUUGGCCCUAGAUACGAGGCGCAGGCGAGCGGCAAUGGCUCCGUCCUGGACAAUGUGCUGCCGGAUAUGGCACACCUGGUCAAUCCGUAUUGGAGCCGUUUCGCACCAAUGGAUGCAACAAUGAGCAAGAUCCUGGGUCUGUUUACUCUGUGCAUCCUCAUCAUCUCGUGCUGUGGCAAUGGAGUUGUCGUCUACAUCUUUGGCGGCACCAAGUCGCUGCGCACGCCCGCCAAUCUGCUCGUCUUGAAUCUGGCCUUCUCUGACUUUUGCAUGAUGGCCUCACAGUCUCCGGUCAUGCUGGUGAAUUUUUACUAUGAGACGUGGAUCUUGGGGCCACUGUGGUGCGAUAUUUAUGCGGUCUGUGGCUCAAUGUUUGGCUGUGUUUCGAUCUGGUCAAUGUGCAUGAUCGCCUUCGAUCGUUACAAUGUCAUUGUCAGGGGCAUCAACGGAACGCCCAUGACCAUCAAGCUGUCCAUCAUGAAGAUCCUGUUCAUUUGGCUGAUGGCAACGUUUUGGACCAUAAUGCCCCUGAUCGGCUGGAGCGCCUACGUGCCGGAGGGCAAUUUAACAGCCUGCAGCAUUGACUACAUGACCAGACAAUGGAAUCCGCGUUCCUAUCUAAUAACCUAUUCGAUAUUCGUCUACUAUGUGCCGCUGUUUCUCAUAUGUUAUUCGUACUGGUUUAUAAUUGCGGCCGUGGCCGCCCAUGAGAAGGCCAUGCGCGAGCAGGCCAAAAAGAUGAACGUCAAGUCCUUGCGCAGCUCUGAGGAUUGCGACAAGAGCGCUGAGGGCAAAUUAGCCAAGGUGGCACUGACGACUAUUUCGCUGUGGUUCAUGGCCUGGACUCCGUACUUGGUCAUCUGCUACUUUGGUCUGUUCAAGAUCGAGGGUCUGACGCCACUUACCACCAUUUGGGGAGCCACCUUUGCCAAAACCAGCGCCGUCUACAAUCCAAUUGUCUAUGGCAUAAGCCAUCCCAAGUAUCGGCUAGUGCUCAAAGAGAAGUGCCCCCUUUGUGUUUUCGGCAAUACAGAUGAGCCCAAGCCAGAUGCACCUGCUGGAGAUACGGAAACCACUUCAGAUGCCGAAUCAAAGGCCUAGACAUAUUACCAAUAAUCAACAAAUGUCCGCAAUUGCCUACAAAAGGCACAAAAUGUAAAAAAUAAA
Drosophila hydei is the source of this 1239-nucleotide messenger RNA. Its product is annotated as opsin Rh2. Gene Ontology annotation, biological process: visual perception; G protein-coupled receptor signaling pathway; phototransduction. Gene Ontology annotation, cellular component: membrane. Lineage: Eukaryota; Metazoa; Arthropoda; Insecta; Diptera; Drosophilidae. The coding region runs from base 19 to 1173 and encodes 384 amino acids. Gene Ontology annotation, molecular function: G protein-coupled receptor activity. The transcript has 6 exons. The record is from RefSeq and is a predicted model, not a curated record.